AUGAAGUUCAUCCUCUUGUUGUUGUUUGUUGCUUUAUCCGCAACAUCUUCGAAUUGCCAGUUCUAUGGGGGGUUCUAUCAAUACCCUGGCCCAAGUAUGCAAGCCCCUCCAGUAGGACCUCCAGCAGGACCACCCGGACAGUGGAACUAUCAACAAACUUACGAAAACUACAACAACAACCCAGGAAACCCCGGGAACCAGUACCCUGGUUUCACCUCAGAUUCUUUCUACAAUCCGAAUUUCCAGAAAGAUCCAUCAGUUCCAGAAAAGAAAACAUACAUGAAUUACAACAUGGAAGCUAACUACCAUGUAAGCUCCGAGGAUGACCCGAAUCUGACAAAGGAUCCGUACAGAUCAUAUCAGGCGAGUGUUGACGUCUCUCAUUUUAAAAACGAAAAAACUUAUUCGUAUGGACAAAAUGAGUAA
This is a messenger RNA of Cotesia congregata, 426 nucleotides long. The record is from the annotation of a GenBank genome assembly. NCBI's taxonomy places the organism in Eukaryota, Metazoa, Arthropoda, Insecta, Hymenoptera, Braconidae.